Messenger RNA from Necator americanus (New World hookworm), 1308 nucleotides. RefSeq lists its product as uncharacterized. The record is from RefSeq and is a predicted model, not a curated record. Gene Ontology annotation, cellular component: cytoplasm. The transcript is spliced from 11 exons. Gene Ontology annotation, biological process: mitochondrial electron transport, NADH to ubiquinone. The coding region runs from base 1 to 1308 and encodes 435 amino acids. NCBI's taxonomy places the organism in Eukaryota, Metazoa, Nematoda, Chromadorea, Rhabditida, Ancylostomatidae.
AUGACAUCGUCAAUCGCGAAGCUGGGUAAAACAGCCUGUCGGCUUCUAGCUGGCGGUAGCUCAAGCAUUCAAUUACAAAGUAGAAGUAUUGUGCACAAGAGCUUAUUGAGACUUCCUCCGGAUUAUCCUGACCCGUGGCCAUACAAAGAAAAAGGGUAUAAUUACACUGAUGCUAUUCGUGAUCGAACCCAGUCUCGGUUUCAUCAGAAUUCCAAACUUAUUGUAGUAGAGGGAAAUAUUGGAGUAGGAAAGAGUAAACUUUCGAGAGAACUUGCCGACCAGCUCGGCUUCUACUACAUGCCGGAAUUUAAAAUGGAGGACAUUCUUAUAGAUCGUUAUGGAAACGACCUAAGAAAGUUCUAUCAUUUGUUUCCUGAAAGUUUCCGUAUGCCAGACAUGGAUAUGUUUUAUAAAAAUCCAAUGAGUGACAUGUCGGCAAAGAUGCAGCAACGUAUAUUUGAGUGCCGUUUCGACCAAUUCCUGAAUGCGGUAGCACACAUCCUGAACACAGGUCAAGGAGUAGUUUUGGAACGCACUCCAUAUUCCGACUUCGUUUUUGUGAACGCAAUGCGCAGUAAGAACUUUGUAGGACACGAAUAUCUGAAGCAUUAUUAUUAUGUUCGCAAAGCUGCUCUCCCUCAGUUACACUUCUGGCCUCAUCUGGUGGUUUACCUUGACGCUCCUGUCCAUAAAUGCCUCGAAAACAUCAGAGCUCGAGGAAAUGCCAGUGAAAUUGCCGCGGUAGACGAGAAAUACCUGAAAACAAUCGAAGAGUCAUACAAAGACUCCCUCAAAGAGUAUAGGCGACAUUCAAAGAUUUUGGCAUAUGACUGGACUCGCCCUGGUGAUGCUGACACUGUUGUGGAAGACAUUGAGCGCUUGGAUUUCGACUUCUUCGAGUGGCAUUCUGGAGAUGUGAUGGAGGAAUGGUUUACCCUGGUUGAUGAAGUCGGAUGGAAUGGAUGGCGACAGCAUGUUACGUCGAAGGUCGACGCACGAUUAUAUGCGUUCGGUGGGAUGUCAACUCACGAGGUUGGGGAGUUGUACAUCAACCCUCGCGAUGCCGGCCACUUCAUGCACGUCAUGCGUAAAGAGGUGUUAAAAUCACCACACUCUUACGGAUUCAUAGCAAAGAAUGGCGAUCACAUACAAGGUCUGAUGAACUGGAGGCAUGACCAUUCCCUUCCUGAACCGUGGUAUGAGUACUACUAUAAAGAGGCAUAUUAUGACGAUAUGGCUUCCAUGGAGACGUCAUUAGAUCCUCAUUCAUACUCGUACGAUCCCGACUACGUCCAUCACCACCACUAA